This is a messenger RNA of Teleopsis dalmanni, 3315 nucleotides long. Its product is annotated as putative histone-lysine N-methyltransferase 1. Gene Ontology annotation, cellular component: nucleus. NCBI's taxonomy places the organism in Eukaryota, Metazoa, Arthropoda, Insecta, Diptera, Diopsidae. The record is from RefSeq and is a predicted model, not a curated record. The coding region runs from base 153 to 3296 and encodes 1047 amino acids. The transcript has 7 exons.
AAUUUUAAUUUGUUCCCAUUUAUUGUGUGCUACUUAUUAUGGUAAACAAUGUUAAAUAUUUGGUAAUUUUGAGUAAUUCAAAUAAAUUUCAAAUUGCCAACGAAAAGGUAAUAUAAAUAUAUCAACAACCGCUUAAUAUUACAAAAUUAUUUAUGUUUACAAUGCGUCAUUGCAUUCUUAAUUGCGAUAAUGAAAACAAUAUGAAGUUGCAUAGAUUUCCACCCGACAAAAACAGAAACUCUUUAUGGAGAACACUUUUAAAUGUAGAGAAUGAUGAGGCGAAAGGUUUGUAUGCGUGUCAAAAUCAUUUUUCUGGAUACAUGUAUGCAGGCACAAAUCUAAGAAAAGGCGCGAUACCUGAUACUAAUUUGCCCAUUGAGCCAAGUGACGAUUUAAAAAUGGAAAUUUUAAAAUUGAUAGCACAAUCUGAAAUCAAAUCGCCUCCAUCGCCCCCAAUGAAUUACACAGGAGUAAAGCUACCUGUGCGCUCCCCAUACAAAAGAAAUACUAUGAAUUAUGAAAAGUUAGAAAAUGUUAUUGUUGAGGAGGUAAUGCAACCAAUGCACCAAGAAGAGAACACGAUUGUUAAUUCUGGUGCUACAGAUUCUCAAAGAAAACUUUUAACUAAAGCCCGACAAAAUAAUUUAAACUAUGGACCAAAUCAUUUAGUUUUAAUUAAAGAAGCAGAGAGUAAAUUCAUAAAUGAGGAGGAGUACGAUGCUGAUGCCAUUGCUGACAAAUUAGUUGAUAUCACAGAUGAUAAUAAGGCGUCCGGUACAUGCAAAUAUCCAUCAAAUAAAGGUGGCUGUGGUCGUGUAGAAGCAUCGCCAAAUAAAUGUCUGUUUAGUUUACAGUGUCAUUAUUGUACACAACGUUUUCUUAUUUGGAACUGGCGAAAAUUUGUGCAUCAUAUUCGUGUAGAACACUUUCAAAUAACUGAUAACCUUCUUUAUGUAGACAUAAAUGGCGAUAUUAUAUUUAGUAGUAAAGAUCAAAGCAUGGAUACUGUAAAAAAUGUCAAGGUUCCAAACUAUCUUCCUCAAUUGUCUGUUGAUAAUACGAGUCAAAUUAUUAACGAAAGUAUUAAAAUAAACUCUACACAAAAUGAGAACAAAAAUGUUGAGUUAAAAAUGAUUCCAUGUACGGUCAGAUUAAUUUCAGACCAAGAUGUUAAACAACAAUCAGAAGCGAAGACAAUACCAAGUACAGUCAUAUUAAAUCCUGGUAAAGAUGAUAAUGAGAAGUCAGAACUGAAGAUAAUUCCAUGUAGUGUUAAAAUAGUUUCUGAAGAAAAUGCUAAAAAAAAAGCGGAAUUAAAAGUUAUACCCACUGACGGAGAAGUUUCUGAAAAUGAUUUGAAAAACAAAGAAAUGAAGAUAAUACCAUGCACUGUUAAAUUAAUAUCUAAAGAGGAUGAUAAGAAAAAAAUACAUGCGAAGGCAAUAACAAGUACUGCUAAAAUAAGUAGUGAACCAAAUCUUAACAAGAAAGAAAUGCGGAGAAUUCCUUGCACUGUAAAAUUAAUCCAAAAAAAAGAUGUUAAUAGAAGACCAGAAGUGAUGUCUAAAAAUUCAAGCAAUGUUAGAAUAUAUUCCGAGCGGGAUGUAAAGAUUCCCGGUUUAACCAAUAAAACUAUUCAUUUCGAAGAAAUGUCAUCUGACAGUGAGGAUACCAAUCUUUAUCUUGGGUCUAACAGUGAUUGUUCAGAUAUGGAAGAAUUAAAUUCGAAAAAGUCACUACACUAUCAGAUUCGUGUUGGAACUACUUAUUCACCUGUUGUUGGAGACUUCUUAAAACUUAUCAAAUCACAUUCAGUACUUCGGUCAAAACGCUAUGUAUCACCAAAGGCAUUUGAUAAUGCUAUAUGUGAUAUUAAGACAAAACUCAACAAUAAAUGGAAUAUAAAUACUACAAGCCUUGGAAUUCGACAAAGUUUGAAUCAUUUAAAAAAACAUAAUCCAAAUAUAUUAAACGAUUUAAAACAUAACCAGAAACUUGUAAAAUUAUUAAGGGAAAAAUAUAAGUGUGAAAAUAAUGAUGAUAUGCCAAAAAAAGAAAUCUCAAAACCAAAAAAAAGAAAGAUGAAUAAUAUAUCAAAGUCUAUGGAUAGUUCUACAUUAAAAAGCCUUGAAUCAUCUGAAGAAAAUAAGGUCGAUAAACUUGAUUCUGAAGAUGUUACAAUUAUUUCUGAUAAUAAUGAUAAUGAUAGUGAUAGUAAUAAUGAGAAUGAGAAUAAUGAUAAUGAUGAUGAUGAGUGCAGUGAUAUUGAAGAUGAUGAUAAUGAUGAUGAUGAAGAUGAAGAUGAAAAUGACGAAGAGUUCAAUGAAUAUAAUAAUGUUAGCGUUAGUGAAGAUUGUGAAAAUGAUACAAUCAUAACAGAUCAUAACUAUGGACAGCAAAAUUUAUCAUACACAUGUGAUAAGUGCAGUGCAAGUUAUAAAACAGAAAAGAAAUUGAAAAAGCACAUAUUUAUAGAGCAUAAUAUUGGAGAUAACCCAUAUAAAUGCAGUGGAUGUAAUAAGCUGUUUCGCAAUGCACAUAAUUUUCGAACGCAUUCAAUUUUAUGUUUGAAUAGAGGGCAAAAAUAUAUAUGUCAUAUAUGUGGUAAAUAUUACAGUAGAUUCUCUAUUAGACAUCACAUGCAAUUACAUCAAAAACCAAAAUUUGAAUGUAAGUUAUGUCCGAAAAAGUACCACAAGCCAUAUCUUUUUAAGGAGCACAUGAAAACACAUAAACAAGCACGUGAUAACAUAUGUGAAUACUGUGGUAAGGGCUACAACACUCGUAAGAGUUUGGCUGUUCAUCGCAAGGUACAGCAUAAUCUUACCUUUAAAUGUGAUAUAUGCAAUUUAAAGCUUAGUUCCGAUGCAGCAGUCGUUCGUCAUAAGCAGUAUAUGCAUUUAGCACUGGAAGGAACAAACGAAGAAUUGGAGGAAAGGACUAAAUUUAAUCGCUAUCCAAAAAUUAUAGAUCCCGAAACUAAGAAGAAACGAUACUUUUGCGAGUUAUGUGAAAAUACAUAUGCAAAUUGCAGUUCGUUAUUAUCACACAGAAGAAAUAUACAUAAAAUUAAACCGAACAAAAAGAAUAUGUAUCGCAAAACGGUGCUCAGGAAAUGGAAUAAACAAAAGGCUGCAAGCUUGCAAAAUAGUGCGAAGGAAGAAACCGAUGAAUAUAUUCCGCAUGAUGAAUAUCAAUAUAUUGAGAUGAAAGAAGAUGAUGAUAUAAUAUUGGAAGAGACCGAGGGUGACGAGUCCUUUAAUUUGUUAGAUGAAUAUUUUGAAUUAAUUGAUUAAUUAAUUGAUUUUAUUUUGU